GCAAGGAAUUGUGUACAUCAAGCAUGAUUGUCUUCUGAGCUGCUGUGGACUGGGAGGACUCGUUGACGCCCGAGUGAGGGCUCCACGCUAUCGCUUACAAUGCAUUAGCCUUAUAAGUCUCCAAGGUCAUAAUGGAUAGACCCGAUGUGCCAGCAGCCCUGUCCUGUGUGGGCAGCUAAACUCGUAACUACCAAACUCGGAACUUGCCCCAGAUGAAAAACCAGGGGCUCCGGUGGCGAAAAAGGUCGCCAUCGGCACCUGAGGAACACGGCGAAUUCAGCUGGCCUGAGAAUAAGCCAAGUCGCAGAAACCCUGCGGCUGGCCAAAGCCUCACACUCCGGCAGCUUCGUGAUGCCGUGGCAUUGGCGCUUCAUGCAGCGGUGCACCCCGAGGCACUCGUGCUGUCGCGGGAAUAUAAACAGUACCUUACAUCGCGCAUGGAAUGGAAGACUCUGGGUUGGCAGGCAUUCCGCGUGGUGGCCGAAGGCUCGUACCUUCUGGCGCACGGGCUCACUUUCGACAACCUGGUCAUGCAGGUGUUCAUGCUGGGGCAUCUCACCUGCGUGCUGGUACACGUCUCCAAUCGCGCAUUCUGGGUGCGCUGGCGCGAGGAGAUGUGCAUGGGCAUGAAUAUCAUGUACUCCACGGUGUCAAUCCUCAAGCUGUUCAACGUGGUGCCACGGCUGCUAAAUGAGGACAACUUCCUCAUGAAGUACCUGGUGCUGUACCUGGCGGACGCAUACUUCUGCCAGGUGCCGGUCCACAAGUUCUAUAAGUUGCAGUUCGCGGACGCGUCGCUGCGCUGGUUCUGGUGGCGGCUGUACAAUGUGAUGCCAGGCAUGCCGUACGUGGUCCUAAUCGUCACCUCGCUAGCGUGGCAGGCCUUCCUGCUCACCUUCUCCGCGUCGUUGCAGGCGGGGCACGUGGCUGACUUUAAGCGGCUGCAUGGCGCCACGGCCAGCGCCGGCUCGGGCGCAGGUGGCUCCACCGUCAGCGGUCCCUCGGCGGCCAAACCCGUGUCCACAGCCACGGCAACGACGGCGCUGCCCGCCUCGGCCUUGCCUGCGGCUGAGCUGCCGUCGUCGCGCUCGUGCGGCCCGCCUGCCGGCAGCGCUCACGGCGAGUCUGCGAGCCCGGCACGCGCGACGACACGGGCACUGGCACCCCAGGCCCAGGAGCCCGGCCUCAGCGGCCUGGCGCGGGCGCACGAGGCACGGGCGCCGCUGGCGCAGCUCGCCGACAGCGGCGCGCACCAGGCCUUUGCCGCCGCGCUCCUCGGCAGCGGCGUAAGCAGCAGCGGGCUGUCGUCGUCGCUGGUCGCCAGUGACUACAUGGCGGCGCUCAGCUCGGUGGGCAGCGGACCGUCGGGCUACCUGCUCAGCCACGAGCCGCGCUGGAGCCAGCUGGUGGCGGCCGCGCUGCGCAGCGGCAACCUGGGCUUUGUCACGGUCCCUGUGUCCAGCAGCCGCACCAGCACCGUGCAGCUGUACCUCACAGCCGCAGACCCCUGCCACCUGCCGGCUCGCUGGGUGGAGCGUGCCUCCGCCUUCAUCAGCCGCGGGGCUCCGGGCUGGCACCUGGUGUCAGCCUCCUGCCGACAAGGCUCCCUGGUGGUGCACCUGGACCUUGUAGGCAUCACGCCGCUGGAGCCGCACACCCCCGCGCAAGUGUCAGCUCACCCGCACCCGACAUCACCACCGCACUUGCACGCAAAUACUCGGCGGCGGCGGCAGCCGCUCGACCUUCAUGUCCAGAGCGCCGCCGAGCCCCGUGAGGCCAGCCGCUUUGUCCAACAACAACCCGGGGUGCCGCCGUUCCCCUCGGCGCCGCGGAACUCCACGGGACCAGCGCCGGUCUGCAGCUCACGGCUGCGUCAGCAACCCCAGCAGCCGCUUCAGCAGCCGCAGCAAGCGCCAGGUGUGGGGUUGGGCGUGUCGGGGCUACCUCCCGGCAGCCGCGAGGCGCUGGAGGCGUAUCUGGAGCACUUGGACCCCUCAGGCGUGAUGGACCUGUUGGGGCUGGAGGGGAUGCCUGAGCCGCAGUUAGGUGACGUGAUCGCCAUCCAGAGCGAGGGCCUGAACGCGGGCGGUGGCGGCGGCCGUGGCGGCGACGGGGACGGGCACAGCCCGCGCACCUGCAGCAGCAGCUCCUGCGGUAGCAGCACCAGACCGGCGGAGGGUGUGCAGGGCAGCGGCAGCCCAGGCUGCGUGCGCAUCUUUCGGGUGGUUGAGCCGCGGCCGCUGCGCAAUUGCGCCUCGCUGCUGCGGCAGGCAGAGGUGGACCGGCACAAGCAGCAGUCAGGAUCCAGCUCGCGGGAGCACGUCACCGCACGGGUUGCCGCCAGCAGCACCCACCACUCGAGCCAUACGAAUGCGCACGCUGCCGAGGCCGCCGACGCAGCCGCUGCGCAACUUGGCGGCGCCGGCAUUUACACUGGCUGCAACAUCGCCAUGGACGGCGAGCUCUGCUGCGCAGCUGAUGACGACCACUUGGCUGGGCUGCGCACGCCAGAGCUGCCGGCGCGCGGGCGGCGCUGGCAGAAGCUACGGCUGCAGCCCGCGUCAGAGGCCUGGGGCGACGCCUUCGGUUCGCUGGGCGGCGCACCCCAGCCCAACAACGCCGCCCGCAGCCACAACGCCAGGCAGGCCUUGGACGACGCGAUCGCGCUGCUCGAGAUGGGCGACAUCAAGGGCAUAGACUGGCAGGAGCUGGAGGCGGCGACCAGCGACGGCCACGCACUGGCGGAGCUGCUCGGCACGGGGUGCGCCAGCAUGGGCGGCCACGCCGCCGCGCCGCGCGUGCCGCCGAUGGAGACGGACGCCGGCGCAGCCAGCGGCCGCCUGCGCGGCGUGCACCCACACGCCUUCGGCGAGAAGUUGCUCCCCUUGGGGGUGUUGGACUCGCUGCUCGCUGGGCCGCUGGUGCAGCACUCAGCCGCCGGCAGCGCCCGCGUGCCGGCCGCAGCGACGGGCGACGUCAAAGGGGCCGUGGGCGGAGCGGACGCCGUUGCCGCAGCGGCGCCGUGGCGGCACGUGUCGCCGCAUGACAUAUCGCUGGACCGGCGGGUGGUGGUGCUGGCGUCGCGUGGCUCUGACAGCUCAGCGCAGGCGCAGGCCACGCCGGGAGCCUGCCUGCAGGUCAGCUUCACGUGCCCAGCAGGCGCCGUGCCUGGGAUCAAGGUGGUUCUGCGCCACAUCUCGCCAUCGUCGUUUGUGACCGGCCUGCACUGCGCCAAGCAAGCCGAGGAGGUGUCGCGCACCCUGGAGCCCAACACACUGCAGGCCGGCGGCUACGACACGCCUGACACCGCCCCCCAGCGCUUCACCAUCCGGGUCGCCAUCUCCUCCUCCCUCCGGGCCGCUCCCUCUUCAGGUGCUCCCUCCACCCAUGCACCAAGCCGGCAGCAGGCCGCCGCGGCCGACGAGGGCCCGGGUUUGCUGCAUGUGGAGCUGUGGCACCAGCGCCGCCGCUUGUCCUCGCACCCGGUGCUGCUGCUGGCCGACACAGCUGCCGAAGCCGCUGCACUUGGAAAGGCGCCACCGACCACUGUGGCGGUAGCUGUGGAGAGCAACGAGGCGGAGCCGCAGGCGUGCGGCGUGGUGGCCUGGGAUGCGGAGGUUGAGGGCUACGUGCACAGGCUGCUGCGCGAGGGCCAUAAGGCAGUGGCAAACCAGCUGGUAGAGGACCUGGGCACAUGGCUGGCGCAGGUGGCGGCAAUUGAGCGCGGGCUCUUGGACGACCCAGCCGCCGCCGUGGCGGCCACUCAGCGCAUUGCGCAGGUCAUGCACGUGCACCAUUUCCAAGGUGGCCAUGUGGCAGCAGACCUGCUGGCGGCCGCGUGGGUGCCGCAGAGCGCCGCGCAGCAGGCGCCGCCCGCGGCCGCGCCGUCUGGUACGCCGGGCACAGCUGAGGAGGCGGGCGCACAGUCGCACAGCGGCAGCGCCGCGGCCGCAGGCAGGACGCAUGCAGGCGCGGCAAGGGCGGUGGUGAACGUGCCGGCUGUGAACACACCGAUCGGCGUGCCGGACGCGCUGCUGCAGUUGCUGAUUUGCCAGGGCAGUAUGCUGCUGGCGAUGGUGGUGGAGGCGGGCGCGCCGCGGCUGGCAGCUCACCUGAAGGGCCUGCUUUGCGGUCCAUUGGCGGCCCCGUUGCGGCGUGUACUGGAUAUGGCGACGGCGCCGCGGACGAGCCUGCCUCUGCUGCAUGCCGCCAUCAAGAGCGGCAAUCUUAACAUGAUUGCGCAAGUCGUCGGGUGGCACACGGAGGCAGGCACGCUGCCCUAUGAGGUUUGGACGGCCGAGGUGCUUGUGCACGCGGCCAGCCUCGUGCCCAACGCUUCUGGGGCGCCGAUGAAGGCUGGUGUGGUGGACGGGGUCCCUGCAGCGGCGGCUGCGCCCGGAAGGGACGAUGACGACGGCGGCGAUGAGUUCUUAGCGAUGUUGCUCUCGGCUCAAGGGCCGGUUGGCCUUGGAAAGCCUUUGAGGCCGCCGGCCUGGAGCCCUGCACCCAGCAACAGCCCCGGCGGUUGCGCGGUGCAAGUGGCACGCAUGGAGACGCCGGGCGAGCAUCGCGCCGCCACUUCCGAUACUGCCGUCAGCCACGUCCGCUGUGGCACAGGCGCAGGCGCGUCCCCCAGGGAUGGUGUCCAGAGCCCCGCUCACCCGGAUGCGGCUCAGGCGCACGAAGCACCGGGAGCCGGGGGUAAAUCCGCUGGUGGGGCCGCCGUCCGCGACCCGGCAGCAGCGCCACUGCGUGCGCUCGCAUUUGGCGGCGGCCGUGACCGCGAGGGCUCGACCCGGGUGGUGCACGUGCAGCGUCAGGCGCGCUGGGAGGCAGACGCCAGCGAGUACGCCUCCGGCUCGCGCGCUGCUGCCUCACAGGCCGCCACAGCGCUACUCUUUGGCACACACAUCUCCCGGUCCUGUGCAGAUGGCGCCGCGUCCGCGGCGUCUCCUGCCUCUUUAAGCUGUGGUGGUGCAGCCACCGCGCCGGCGCCGGCUGAGACCCCUGAGGCGCACGCCAUGUCCUCCGGGGGCGGGCAUCCAGGCGUGUGCGCCGCUGUUGCGCCGCUGGUGCUGCUGGACGGGGACCUGCUGCUCGUGACGCCGCUUCACAUGGCCCUGGCGCUGCCAGACGGCGGGCGGCUGCUGGCGCACAUCCUGGAGUCCUACCCGGAGGCGAAGGGGAUCUGGGACGCAAGUGCUCACGCUGCCCGGCCGGCUUCGGGCAGCAGCGUCCUCAACUCCCUCCGCAGCAGCCUCAGUUAUGACGGUGAUCAGGCGUUGCGACUGCCUGGACUGCAGGUGCAGGGCCCAAACCUCGCCGUUGGAAGCCCCAGGCUCAGUCCACACGGCGUCGAUGCGGCGACUGAGGCGGCAGCCGCAGCGACGGAGAUGGAGACGGCUCAGACCACAGCUUCAUUCGCCACCAUCAGCGACUGCGGUACCCUGACAGACGCUGCUACUGCCACGGCGCGGACGUCCGCCGCAUGCGACGGCAGCUGCUACAGCCGUGCCACUAGCCGGCCCUCGGCACAGAUGCGGCCGGUCAGCGGUGGCAUGGGCGCCACCGCUUCAGGCUACCUCCUCCCCAGCGACCCCCGGCUGAGCAGCGGCACGCGCUCGCGGCGGCCUGGUGCAGCUGGUAUGCUUGGAGGUGACGGGCGUUAGGCUAGGACCACAUGUCAUAGCGGCGCGAAGGGCGCGGGCGCAGCGACUGCAAGCGGGCGUGGGGCAGCUGGAGUGGACAGCAGAGCGCUGAUGAUGCCAGGGAGGCCGAACUCCAGGACAGGGUAUCUGGCGCUACGGAUAGUUUUGCCAGGCCGCAAAGCUACCGUGGCUGGGAUCGACGGGGACACAAGCGCAGGAGGGGUACGGAGGCAUUAAGGAGGCUGCGCCAUCUCUGCAGACUGUUGUGCUCGUGCUGCUACCAGUAAAGAAUACUCAGAGUUUUGCGUAGCUGGCAUAGUCCACCUUUACAAGUCAUUGAUCAAUUUUGCCACGGCUGCAUUUGCGCAGCCCUGAGCUACGAAUCCGAACUCCAGGAGAACAAAAAAUAUGGCUGCCAAGGCCCCAGCUUUACCAUGCAUCGGUUGCACUUAUAUACAUGGCAGGAGAUGGUCCCACAAAUAAUGGCUUCGGCGGGGAGAUCACGCUGUAAAGCGUGUCUGUGCAUGUCACUGUGUUGCGUUGUUUGGCGUGUGACAUACACAUGGAAUUGAUGGGAUGUCUUGUGGGGUUGCCAAAGCGCGGCAGGCAUCUAUAUCCGCCGGCAGAAGUGCUGACAUGAGAGCAUAUUGCGUUGUCUGCCACAGCAAUUUGCAAAGCAAGUUGCAUCAACUCUCGACCCAUUUGGCGCAGUUGAGCCCCCGAUUGAGCAUGCUCUCUGUUGGUGCCACUGUGCCCCAGAUUGAGCGUGCUCUCUGUUGGCGCCUGGGAAUGCAUGUGCUACCUUAGGUGUUGGGGAUGUGGGUAGUAACACUGCGCGACACCAUUUUGCCAGUUCUAAUGCCGACCGGGCAUGUAUGGGCCUCGGCCGGCGGCCGGCGGCGAUAUGUCGACGUGAGAGUGAAUGAUGGAGGGCAUGGUACGAGGGCAUGUUGUGGAUUCAGCCUGACAUUCAUGGGGGCCCUGGUCAGCUGACGAUUUUGGACAAGGUUUGUUAAUCUUCUUCUUGGGAGGACAGAGGGUCGCGUCUUGCACGUAUGUUAGUGUGCAGUGCAGCCGCAGGCCGUAGGUGCGUACGUAUUUGCGGGUCGUGCGAGGCUGCCAUUGGCGUUCGUAAAUGCGGAGUCGCGGAGAUCCUGGGCACCGUAUGUCGAUAAGGAGCUGGUGACCGGAGCGUGUGGUCGGGCCCUGCGUAGCGGCGUAGGGCUUUUUUGCACCUGCCGCAGGGGAAGAAGGGGCGCAGGACAUGGAGAGGCGACGCCGGCACCCAGGCCCCAUGGACCUGCUUCGCUAUAUGUAAUUGCACAGCCGG
Molecule: messenger RNA, 6978 nt
Organism: Chlamydomonas reinhardtii
Lineage: Eukaryota; Viridiplantae; Chlorophyta; Chlorophyceae; Chlamydomonadales; Chlamydomonadaceae
Exons: 19
Coding region: 213-5669 (1818 amino acids)
Source: RefSeq, a predicted model, not a curated record